AGAGAGAGAGAGAGAGAGAGAGAGAGAGAUGUAGAUUGACUAUAUUUGUUGUUUGAAUAACGUUAUAUUUGUUAUAAUGUUAUUAUUUUUUACUUGCUGUGCUUUGGUAAUGUAAACGUACGUUUCCAAAGCCCUAUGAUUCUAGAUCACCGAUCUCUAGAUCGACGGUUCUCUAGAUCUUUUAGAAACUAGAUCGACCAUCUCUAUAUCGACGACCGCUAGAUCGACGGGACUCUAGAUCAACGGUAGACUCUAGAUCCUAGAUCAACGGUGGACUCUAGAUCCUCUAGAUCGACGGUUCUCUAGACUAGAGCGACGGUACACUAGAUCAACGGUUGCCUACUCUAGAUCCUCUAGAUCGACGGUUUUCUAGAUCGACGGUCCUCUAGAUCAAGGGUAGCCUACUCUAGAUCCUCUAGAUCGACGGUCCUCUAGGACCAUGCGGUCGAUCCUCACUCCCACCACUGCGUUGCACCUCGCUCCCCGCUCAUCUCUCUGCUGGUUCGGUUCUCACGGUGCCACAGUCCGGGAAACAGGGGGUACUCUGUAGGCUACCGUGACAACAUGUAGGCCAGCCCACCCAGAGGACGGUGCCAGUGUUCCCCCGACAUGGGGGUUGAAGAGGCGAUGCUCCUCAGUGUGUGUGGACCGUAACGAUACGUGACUCUAUCUGGACGGUGCAGCAGCCUAUCGGUGUGUGUGUGUGUGUGUGUGUGAGAGGGGAAACUAACAGCCAGAUGGUGAGAACCGAGGAGUGUGUCGCCUCGUAGGAGCGCACAGCGCAGUGUGUGUCGCAGAGCGGUGGUGUGGACGCCGAUGGACCCCCGGCUCUCUUUCCCCUCGGAAGGUGAGACCCUCCGGUAGCGGUGCCGUGAGACCCCCCGGUGUGUCCCGCCGCGGACAGAAUCGCGCCACGAUGACAUCACAGGGGCCGCUGCAAGGAGCCUGAUGCCCGCAUGCAGACCCCGCUGAGGGGCCCCUCCAGUCCCGCGGGCCCCCAGCUCUGAGCCAGGAGAACCAUGGACAGCAGACCCCGCCAGUGGGGCCCGCGUGAGGAGGUCCAGUCCGUCCCCCAGAGACUCUCUCCCCCCUGGGCACAGGGAGGAGGAGGAGGAGGAGGAGGAGGUGAGGCCUCCUUCAAGCACAACAACGGUCUCAUAAACACUGUGGAGCCCCGGCCCCUGAUCUAUGCGGCCCCCCACUACCAGCUCAACGGGGCCCCUGGGGUGGCGGCCCCCCAGCCCCUGAACCCCUCCGCCCUCCCCCACGCCCUGGGCCCCUGCGCCGCCCCCCCUGGCCUGCUGCUCCGGGCCUGGGUGGGGGACGGGGCGGGGCUGGACUCCUGCGAGACCACCUUCAUCGAGGGCCUGGCCGACCCCUUCCUCUGCUCCUCCUCCUCCUCCUCCUCCAAGGAGGCGCUGGUGUUCGCCGACGGGCGGUUCCUGGAGGUCGCCGGGGACGACGGUAGGAUCCAGGCGCUGUCGUACGAUGUCGCCGACGACGACGACGAGGAAGACGAGGACGAUGAAGACUUCGAUGAGCUGGAGAGCGACUACACCAGCGAGUCGGAGAGCGAGGACGCCUUCCUGCUGACCCCGCCACGGGAGCACCUGGGCCUCAGCGUCUUCUCCAUGAUCUGCUGCUUCUGGCCGCUGGGCAUCGCCGCCUUCUACCUGGCCCACCAGACCACCAAGGCCGUGUCUAAAGGAGACCUCCACGCAGCCAGCUCCAGCUCCAGGCGGGCCCUCUUCCUGGCCGUGCUGUCAAUCACAAUCGGGACCGGGAUCUACGUGGGCGUGGCCGUGGCCCUCAUCGCUUACCUCUCCAAGAACCACCACCUGUAGGCUCCUCUCCCCGGCACAGGGCUCCUCCCCCCACUGUAUGGCUCCUCCCCCCAGAUCCAGCCGCUGGAGUGGGUCCCAUGGAAGACCUUCAACCAAUCACCUGGUGGUCCUGGACCCUUCUCAACAUCCAGUUCACACACAUACACACACACACACACAAAGUAACACACACUGUAUCACACACACACACACACACACACACACACACACACACACACACACACACACACACAGAAACACACACAGUAACACACAGUUGCACACAGUAACACACACACAAACGCACAAACACUUAGCAAUAGACACAUGCAUUCAAGUGCACAUGUGCACGCAGAGAUCUGAGAUUUACGUCUUGAUUAUUGGUCCAUUGUGGAAGUAGAAGACAACUGGUCCAAACUGUACUGUUCCAAACUGUACUGGUCCACUGAAGAGGACACUGGUCCAUUCUGUACUGGUCCAAACUGUUCUGGGCCAUACUGUACUGGGCCAUACUGUACUGGGGCCCCCUCUCGGGAAUACUGGGAAUGCUGACAGUCCCAUCAGUACUGGACCUGUUGGGAGUGGACUGGGUGACCUGGACAAACCCUGAACAGAAGACUGUUGGAACGAUGGUUAAGAUGGACUGGUAAUAACCAUGGUAUUAUGGGAUGGCAGCUCUCUCUGAGAGCUGCUCAAUGUUUCAGAGGUCAGCACACAGACAAUACUUUACCCUCAGUGCAUGGUGUGGGAGUGAGUGUGUAAGUGCGUAUGUUUGUUUGUGUGUGUAUGUGGGUCUGUAUGUGUGUGUGUGUGUGUGUGUGUGUGUGUGUGUGUGUGUGUGUGUGUGUGUGUGUGUGUGUGUGUGUGUCUAUGUUUCUGUGUGUGUGUAUUAACACCUGUGCUCAACAAAUCCUGAAUCGAAUUCGCUAAACUCAACCAAUCACAGAAGGGGAUGGUUAUUGUUGUUCUUUGGUUUUAUUUAUUCAUUUAAGUUUUGCUAAUUUGGUUAAAAUCAGGCCAACGGUUAUGUUAGAAUUAUGGUCUGUCUGGCCAAUCAGGUAACACGCUAUUUGGACCUGACCAAUCAGAGUUCUGAGGACAUUUAUGUUCAGUGGUGGUUUGUCCAUAGCGCCAGAAAAAGUAUAAAUGGCUGACGGCUAAAAGCUACGUUUAGCACCAAGCUAGCCCUUGAUGCUGAUGACCUGAGCCACUGCAAGCAUCUACAAAGACAUGACAGGACGUCAUCAUAUUACACUGACCUAAAUGACACACUUUUUAAGAUUGUGAAACAGUUAGUCAAAGAGUUAUUCCUCAACUGUCAAAGAAUUUUGUGUUUUUUGUCGGAACCGGGAGGUAAGGUUGCGUAUGUCUGGAUCCGAGCGACUUCCGUAGUGCGUCUGAUCGGACGGGCCGAGGCGUGUCGUCGUCCCACGGAGCCGGGGAGCACAAGCGAGCUCAGAGUCCGAGUGCUUCAGCGGUUGGGCUAGCAUGGAGGAGGUCCUCACUUACAGAGCUCCUCCUCUGUAAGGGGAGCUCCGCCCUGCCAGGUGUGAGGAGGAGUCAACACGCGCUCACCGCUUACCAUCAGGUAAACCCCAGGACUGGUCCCAGGUGGAGAUGUAUAUUUUGAUGAUAUAUUUGGCAGCUGUAUUUACAGAUUGGUCUACAAAGGGCUGUAUUCAACAGAUCAAUAUAUUGAACACCAUCCAUUCCACAACACGCCAAACUGUUCCGUCAAAUAUCUCCAGGUGUACUUUUGUCGAUUUCAACACAAGCUUAUUUGUAAAAAAAAAAAAAAAAGAAGAAAAAAAAAAACGAAACUCAAUGGACACAUCACGGCAUGCUACUGGAGAACGUCAGUUUACUUGUUCAUCUUUAAAUAACUGUAUGCUUGUUUUCCGUUCAGUGGUACCAUUAAACAUCUCAUUGUCCAA
Messenger RNA from Gadus morhua (Atlantic cod), 3757 nucleotides. RefSeq names its product synapse differentiation inducing 1 (gene syndig1). Gene Ontology annotation, biological process: synaptic vesicle clustering; positive regulation of synapse assembly. The transcript has 4 exons. The coding region runs from base 1020 to 1844 and encodes 274 amino acids. Gene Ontology annotation, cellular component: postsynaptic density membrane; intracellular membrane-bounded organelle; excitatory synapse. NCBI's taxonomy places the organism in Eukaryota, Metazoa, Chordata, Actinopteri, Gadiformes, Gadidae. The record is from RefSeq and is a predicted model, not a curated record.